AUGAAGCUCCUCUACAUAGGCAUCCUCAAAAACGAAGCCAAACCCGCCGUCGAACUCGCCGCCGAACGCGACCUCUCCUCCUACUCCCGCUUCACCCGCACCUCCGUCGGCGAAUUCAUGUCGCUCUUCAGCAAAACGGUCGCCGAGCGCACCCGGCCCGGGCAACGACAAGACGUGGAAGAGCAAUCCUACACCUUCCACGCCUACGCCCGCAGCGAAGGGGUCGCGGGCAUCAUCAUCAGCGACCACGAGUACCCUGCGCUCGUCGCGCAUCAGCUGCUGGGGAAGGUGAUGGACGAGUUCAUUUCGAAGUUUCCUAGGUCCAGUUGGGCGAACAGUGAUGCGGGGGUCACGAUGCCGGAGUUGAAGGAGUAUAUCGCCAAGUAUCAGGACCCGGCGAAUGCGGAUGGGAUCAUGAAGAUCCAGAAGGAGCUGGAUGAGACGAAGAUUGUGCUGCAUAAGACUAUUGAGAGUGUGUUGGAGAGGGGCGAGAAAAUCGACAGCCUAGUAGCCAAGAGCGACGGCCUGAGCGCGCAGAGCAAGAUGUUCUACACCCAGGCCAAGAAGCAGAACUCGUGCUGCGUGGUCAUGUAG
This is a messenger RNA of Saxophila tyrrhenica, 594 nucleotides long. RefSeq names its product palmitoyltransferase (gene YKT6). NCBI's taxonomy places the organism in Eukaryota, Fungi, Ascomycota, Dothideomycetes, Mycosphaerellales, Extremaceae. Gene Ontology annotation, molecular function: SNAP receptor activity. The coding region runs from base 1 to 594 and encodes 197 amino acids. The transcript has 3 exons. The record is from RefSeq and is a predicted model, not a curated record. Gene Ontology annotation, cellular component: Golgi apparatus; membrane. Gene Ontology annotation, biological process: endoplasmic reticulum to Golgi vesicle-mediated transport.